Messenger RNA from Adineta steineri, 726 nucleotides. NCBI's taxonomy places the organism in Eukaryota, Metazoa, Rotifera, Eurotatoria, Adinetida, Adinetidae. The record is from the annotation of a GenBank genome assembly.
AUGAAUGAUAAAACAAGAGACGACUUAUCUCAACUUCGAAUCAGUUCACAGGACGUUGUGGAUUUAAUUUAUGAUACAUUAGAAUGCUUACAUAAAGUUUUGACGGAAAAUAAUAUUCGAUAUGCUAUAUUUGGUGGCUCAGCUUUAGGUGCUGAACGACAUGGUGGUCUCAUUCCAUGGGAUGAUGAUGCUGAUACAGCUACUCUAGCGGAAGAUGAACAACGACUUGCAAAUUUAACAGAUACAUUUGCUAAACAAGGUUUUGUACUGAAGAAGGUACCAUUAGUAGGUUAUCGUCUUUAUCAUGCAACUUUAGCAAAACCUCGACCUGUUGAUCAACAUCCAUGUCCAUUUGUUGAUGUUUUUGUACUAAAUGAUUCUGGUUUAACUUAUGAAUAUCCAAAUGAAGAAGCACGUACUUCUUGGCCUCAAUCGCCUUUACCAUAUGGUUGUUUUGAUCGUCUAACUGAUGUUAAAUUUGGUCAUUUAACUCUUCGUGGCUUAUCAAAAAAAGAUGUAAAACAACAUUUAGAUGAUAACUAUGGAGAGGAAUGGCCAAAUAUGGCAUGUCGAGACUGGGAUCAUUGUUGUUAUGAAAAUCUUCCGGAUAUACAUGUUCCAUUAAAAGAAGAUGCUACAAAACGACCAGCAUUACAUUCUAAACAUCAACGUGCAGCAAAACCAUUCAAAUCAAUGCUCAAUCAAAAUACACGAUUAAAAACUUAG